Moesziomyces aphidis is the source of this 579-nucleotide messenger RNA. The record is from the annotation of a GenBank genome assembly. NCBI's taxonomy places the organism in Eukaryota, Fungi, Basidiomycota, Ustilaginomycetes, Ustilaginales, Ustilaginaceae.
AUGCGUUCCUGUCGUGCCGAAGCGGCUGCAUCGUCGCUAUUUGCCGCUGCGUCGGCGUCCGAGCCGGUCUUGCACACGCUCCCUCCAGCUACUGUACCCUGCACCCAAGGAAUGGCCAUCGCUCCUCGGCCCUCUCGCCAUUUUUGCUUGCGCCAAGCUAGCCUCGGCCGGCGCUGCAGCGCGUUCCCCGCUUCUGCACCUGGGAUGAGCCUUGACGUGCGAACAGCUGGCCCUGCCCAGACUGCUGUCGAGCCUUCGAUCGGCGCUUGCCCCUCGCCCACUCCUGUUCGGCCUGCCCAUCUCAAAGGUCUCCCGCACCCUGCAGGAUCAACUGUAGAGGCGUUUGGGCAAGGGUCUCGCCCUCUUGAUGCGUGCCUCCUGCUCGUUGCCAGCCGCCUCCCGUGGCGGUUGCGCAUUGCAGCUACGAGCACGCCAGAUGCCAAGUCUGCUUCCAAGACACUUGGAAGCGAGCCUCGGCCAAAGCCACCGUGCAUGCGCCUGAUCUGUCACACGCGCAUGCCUGGCUCCCUUCGCCAGCAUCCGCGUCGCCACACCGCCUUGUUCCUAACGCCGAGCUGA